AUGGCCGCUAAUCCGGAUCAACUGCCAGGGACCCAGUCUUGCCCUCCGCCUGAAUUGCCUCAGCUCGUCGCAGAGCAACAUGUUCCGAUUCCCGCUCAUGAUAAGGACACUCAGCGUCUGAUCGUCGUCCUCUCCCAUGCCAGCUUGGAAACCUACCGCGCUUCUAGCGGCCGCAAUGGCUCGAGUCGCGACGAGAAGUAUUCGCUCCUCAACAGCGAUGAGCAUAUUGGUGUCAUGCGCAAGAUGAACCGGGAUAUCAGUGAGGCUCGUCCAGACAUCACACAUCAGUGUCUGCUUACCCUGCUCGACUCCCCUGUGAACAAGGCUGGCAAGCUCCAAAUCUUCAUCCAUACCGCCAAAGGGGUCUUGAUCGAAGUCAACCCCUCUGUCCGCAUUCCCCGUACCUUCAAGCGUUUUGCUGGCUUGAUGGUGCAGCUUCUGCACCGUCUGUCCAUCCGCUCCACCAACUCCCAGGAGAAGCUCCUUAAGGUCAUCAAAAACCCUAUCACCGACCACCUGCCGCCCAACUGCCGUAAAGUGACCCUGAGUUUCGAGGCUCCAGUCGUCCGGACCCGCGACUACAUCGAGUCCCUCGGCCCCAAGGAGAGUGUCUGUAUCUUCGUGGGUGCCAUGGCCAAGGGCCACGAUGACUUUGCCGAUUCCUUCAAGGACGACACGAUCAGUAUCAGCAAUUACAGUCUGAGUGCCAGUGUGGCCUGUAGCAAGUUCUGCCAUGCCGCGGAGGAGGUGUGGGACAUCGUCUGA
Molecule: messenger RNA, 765 nt
Organism: Aspergillus aculeatinus CBS 121060
Lineage: Eukaryota; Fungi; Ascomycota; Eurotiomycetes; Eurotiales; Aspergillaceae
Product: 18S rRNA pseudouridine methyltransferase
Exons: 2
Coding region: 1-765 (254 amino acids)
Biological process (GO): rRNA base methylation
Cellular component (GO): small-subunit processome; nucleolus
Molecular function (GO): rRNA (pseudouridine) methyltransferase activity; rRNA binding
Source: RefSeq, a predicted model, not a curated record